This is a messenger RNA of Patiria miniata (bat star), 1305 nucleotides long. RefSeq lists its product as uncharacterized. Bases 271 to 1290 code for a protein of 339 amino acids. The record is from RefSeq and is a predicted model, not a curated record. Lineage: Eukaryota; Metazoa; Echinodermata; Asteroidea; Valvatida; Asterinidae. The transcript is spliced from 8 exons.
CGCGUGUCAAACCUGUGAAUGUGAAGUAGAAUCCUGUGCACGUUUUAGCUUCUUUGUGUCUUUUGGUGGCGAAAUUUGCGACGGUUCUACCUCCGGUUUACUCCCCAGUCUUCGCUUCUUCUUCAAUGGGAUGAUUUAUCAAGCCUCUUGAGGGCGCUAGCAUAUUUCGAAACUAGUUCAAGUUCCGCGUGAAGUUUAACUCCAAAGUAGCUGUAAAUUCACGAAAAUGUGAUUAAACUACAGAGACAGUCCACGAAUAUAGGGGGAAACAUGCCGAGAGACGAGAGCCUCCAGGCCAUCGACAGAGACUUGAAAGAAGUGGUUGAAUUUUGCGUUUCUUCGGGCUUCAGCCCGGAGCAAAUUGCCAAAAAUGCGAAACCGCUGCUUUCCGCUGUCCAGAAACACGAAGAUCUAUCCAGCUUCCGAUUAUGGACGAAGAGGGCUGUCAUUGUAACGAUGGCUGUCACUGUUGUAGCGUUUUUGUUGCAGAAUACCUGGACCUUCAGGUGGCUGUGCGUGGCUGGGAAGAGUUUCCAAGUGAAGGUUCUGCCAUACUGGGACUGGACAAAUCUGUACCAUGAGGAAUGUGUCAUUCGCAACCCAUACAUGGUUGCUGCAACACUAACAGAAGAAGAUUGUGAGAUGUGCGAGGGGUACCUGAAAGUUGAUGUUGUGCACAACAUCAGCAUGGAUGAAGUCACCCAAGACUACCUGUUUGACAACACGCCAUUCAUCGUGACAGACGCCACCCAAAACUGGAGAGCGUUCAAAGAAUUCAACGUUGACUCUUUGAAAACGCUGUACACAACAAACGAGAUCCUCAGGUCACAUGACGUCUGCGAAUACAAAGACAGCAGAAAGCAAAGACUGGCGGAGAUUUUGAGCAGCAAGGAUCGUUCCUUUCAUACAAAAUGGGUGAAUUGUAAGCUACCAGCCAUCAAGGUUUUUCGCAGUUUUUACCAUCGGCCGUACUUCCUCCCGCCGAUGGUAGAAUCAGCCCUGGAGAACUUUGUUGCUUUCUCAUCUGGUCGGACAGAAUCGCCAGAGGACAAUCAGUUCUUGGAGUACUAUACCAACGAGGAUUUGACCUGGUUUGCUCAGAUCCGAGGCAGCUACCUGAUUCAGCUGAGAGCCAAGGUGCCUUGCGACACAAUCUGUGAAACAUUAGAAGUCACUCUUCAAGAAGGACAGACACUUGUACUUACCAAUGAGAUGUGGGAGUUCUGGUUUGCGCCGGCUGACAAGUCUCCAGCGAUUGCCUUUGGGUCUAUGGGAAACUGGGACAGUUAAACUGACAUAAACAUU